AUGGGAAAGUUUUGGUCACACGGCCGGAUGGCCAGACGACCCCUUGUUCUCAUGUUUACUGCAUUGGUUUACAACACCUUGUUGUCUGGAUUGGAAGCAUGCUGUCUUACCAAAACACAGUUGCAGCGAAUUGACAGCAAAGUGCUGUCAUAUGGCCGCCAGCUUAUGCGCGGAGAAGCAUGUGUCAAACUCGUUUCUGAAGAUGGGUCCACCGAGUCAUUACCCAGUCGCAAAGUGUGGAAGUAUCUUGAGUUGGUGCCUACUUCAAUUGAGCUAGCCGUCAGACGACUUCAGUUUUGGCAGGCGGUUGCCCGCAACAUUGCGGCACACACUCCAGUGCUGGCUGUUGUGUUCGGUUCUUUUAAAUGGGAAGCGGCAUCACCUCUUGAUGAAGCAGGCAAACUCACGCCAGCAGCGGGGUCAUGGGCUCAACAGUUGUACGCAGAUGUACAGAUACUCGCUGAGCACGACGAUGGCUACAUGCUGGUGCGAGACAUGGGCGAUCAACCAUUACUCUUGUUCACACAUCUUCGCGAGCAGUUUGUACAAGUUGACGUCACUGUACUCAAGCGUGCCUACCAAUCAGUCGCAAUACCCCCACCAGGCUCGCAAGAGGAACCGCUGGCGGCUGAUGUUGAAGUGCAUGGCGAUGCGUGCUCUUAUCGUUGCACGUGCACACUGCCCGAUGGCGGCACAUGCGGUGCAGCAUUCAAAACCAAGCAGCAGUUGGCCAUGCACAUACGGUCCACAAAGGGAGGCACCCAUGGCGAGGUGCCUGCGGAUGCCAAAGCCACUGUGUCGAAUGUCUGUCCAUGGUGUAGAGCCAUAUUUGCCAGCAAACGUGUUGCUAGAACGCACAUCCGAAUGGCUAUCAGCAAACGCAAGUGCAGUGGUAGGUCAAGCAAUCAUACCUUCACCAUUGAACAUCCGCAGUCAAUGGAGUGUAGCUUCUGUUUGCAGGAACAUGAGAAUGUGGAGUCGUUGCUGGCGUGCAUCACUACUCACGUGGCAGGACCAUACAUCCUUGUUCCGACCAACAGUAGAGCUGACCUUCUGUGCCUCGAACGAAGCAUGGAUUCGUGGCUCAAAGGCCUCCCAGCACACAAGAAAGUCAAGCACCAGGAGCCCAAGCAGGUGUCGACUCAUGAGGUUGAAGACAUCCGCAACAAGAUCAUCGAUUUGGUGGCCAAGCUGACCCUCAAACACGACCUGGCCAUCAGUCAGCUUGAAGCCGCUACCUUCCGCACCAUCUUGAGUACCAGGGACGACCCAUACCUCAUCGAGCACCAAAACGCAGUGCAAGAGUUCAUUGCGAAGACGCAGCACUUGCACAAGGGCAACCCGGAGGGCAAGGACGCACGAGCUAACCAGACAAGAACGGAGGAUGAAGGAGAGCCACACAUCUACGGUUGGUCUGCCAUGAUCUUGGCCGCCAUCACAGACGAGUCGGCCCCCAAAGACUCGCAAGAGAUUUUGAAGAAGCACGCCGAGAGCAUUACUGAUCCCAAGAUGUUGUUGGAUCUAGUCUUCGUCUGCCGCACCAGACGCUGCUACGACAAACGCCAGCUUCGGGUGCACUUCUCUGUGCAUCCCUCCUUGGAGCCAGUUUUAGCUGCUCUCACCAAGUGCUUCGUCAACAGGGGCGCUAAGUUGAAGCGGGGUCUACCACCGAAGAGUGGGGGAGCCAGAGAGUUGCAACGCCUACUGAGUGAGCUAGAGGGAAUAGGCCUCUGA
This is a messenger RNA of Symbiodinium sp. CCMP2592, 1734 nucleotides long. The record is from the annotation of a GenBank genome assembly. NCBI's taxonomy places the organism in Eukaryota, Dinophyceae, Suessiales, Symbiodiniaceae.